This is a messenger RNA of Dibothriocephalus latus, 2592 nucleotides long. Lineage: Eukaryota; Metazoa; Platyhelminthes; Cestoda; Diphyllobothriidea; Diphyllobothriidae. The record is from the annotation of a GenBank genome assembly.
AUGUCAGUUACGUCUGCCGAUGAAUGUUUCUCGAAUGUGGAUUCUGUCGAGGAACUUCGUCGCAUCUGCUCUGAACGAGACGCCCGCAUUGCCAAACUCAAAGUAAUGAUCAUACGUGAGCGCAAGGCUACAGCAACAAUCAAGGAAGAGUUGACACAUUUAACUCAGGAAAAUGCCGAACUCAAGGCCUCCAACCAUGUCCUUGAAGAUCAAGUUAUCCGAUUGAGUUCAAACACUGAAUCUAUUCAAGAAAUAAAUGCCCUAAGAAAUGAAAUUACCUCGUUACAGGAAGCGGUGGAAACGCUAAAGAACGAAAAUCAAAGAAUGACUGUUGAUGCUGAUCAACUGCGUUCGUUGCUUUCAGCUUCUGAAGUGUCAGCUACUGAAAUGAAUCGCCAACUAACUGAACUGCAAUCGACAACAUCAAGUUUAAAGGCUGACUUGGUCACCCACCAGGCUUACAAGUCUUCUUUGCAUAAACUUGCAAGUGAUGUCUUAGCUAGCUCCUCAUUCUUAGAGGGCCAGCUAACACUGGACAAUCAGCAGGAUUUAGUUGCAAGUGUUAUAACCUCUUUAGCAGAGUGCUGUAAAUCCCGCGGAAGGUUAGUCCCAGUUGCGAUUCAGACUUCUGACCAGGCAACGCAGCUUCAAGAAAACUCGUGUAAUGCUGAAAACAAUCUUGUUCUAGUAGACAAAGACUCCUUACGUCGAACUUGUGAGGCAAUCCUUGAACUGGAACACCACUUUCCUUGCAUAGAGGAACAAAAUGGACACAGAUUAACUGAAAAUUUGAUAGACAGCAGUCCUAAAUCUAUCGAUGAUGUGACUACUCGGCUUCAAAAAUGUAUUUUACUGGUCAAAGAUGCAAAAGGUCGUCCUGGUUCGGAUUCACCAAAAUGCAAAACUUGUCAAAUGCACAUUUCUACUCUGAAGAAUUGUCACCUACAGCUUUCUGAAUUGCGAACUGACCUUAGUGGCCUGAAGUCACAAACGAAUUCACUAGCAGCUGACGCGACCCGGGAGCUGGAUCAACUUGCGUCUCUGUGUCAGCCUAUCGGAGUGUUUUUAAGUCAACAGUUGGCGCCAAGCAUUUCUAACGAAUCCACAUCAAGAUGUUGCGCUGUCUCUUCAACCGUAAGUAAUGCUGACAUCUUGAAAAACAAUGUGGCAGAACUCAGGCUUCAGUUAGAUCAGAUGAGGGCUGAUAUCGUUGGGGUGCUUGCCGACUGUUCAACAGAUUUCACGGAAUCCCUCACUUCGAUGAACUCCAGGGUUUCAUCCAUGUAUAAGGCCGCCAAAAUGUCUCAAGACGUCGAAGUCCGACGUGAUAUUGUAGCUUCUAUCCAGUCAGCUAUCGGCAGUAAAUUAAGCAACCUAGGCUGCGGUAUGCACUCCUUGUCUGACUUAUUGCUGGAAUAUAAACAGACUUAUAACACUGAAGCAUCCAACCUAAACGCUCUACUCCAAGAAUUGCAUCUCCGAAAACCUGCUAAAUUACACCACGCUACCGCGCAGACUGACCAUGUCGAAAACCAACCAAUCUGUGUCAAGGAAGGCAGUCUGGAUUAUCUGUGUCGCCUGAAGUUGCAGGAGGUUCUUUGCAGUGAACCUAUUGUCAACAGUAUAGCUCCGGGUCUGGAGAACGAGACAAGGAGGCGAAUUCAUCAUCUAAUAGGACAAAUUAGUAAGAUUCAAGUACUUUACAACAAACUUCUGCUCGAAGUGCGAGCUAGCGAUUCGAGUCGCCGAGUAUCAUGCUCCGAACCGCCGUCUCCGCGUCUACAAAAUGCUAAUCUGUUGGAGACCGUAAAGGCGACGCUAGCCUGCAUGAAGGGGGACUUGCAGCAGAUGAAGUACUUUGUCCUGAAGGAGGCUCUCAACGUGUCUGAAGGGCUAUCAGCAGUACAGGAGCUGCAGAACAAUUCAUUGACUCCUGCGGUCAACAACUUGUGUGCGCAGGCUGUAGCAUUAUCUGAGCCCUCAGUUCAGACGCCGGAUUCUUCCUCACAACGCGACCUCACAUGCCUGAGCUCCGAACUUGUCCAUCUGCGUCAAGACCUGGAAGGUGUCAAAUCUGAGUUCGUUGAUUAUACGGAGACCUUCCAGACUUGCAUGAGCACCGUUACCGCAAAGAUAUCCCCUCUUUUGUUGAAUAAAUCCGUACCAGAUGGCGCAUGUCCUACCGCGAUGUCUUCUAACGGCCCUUCUCCAAAAAUGUUGGAAAUGUCCGUGGAAACCAUACCUGCGCAGGAAGAAGUCUCCGUACAGACGGAAGAUAUCACGGUUUCUGUUGAGGAAUUAAAGCAACGUGCGGGCAAGUUGCAACGCCAAGUUCAAGACUCUUUCACUGUCUCACCGUCAGAAAUUUGCACUUGCGAUGUUGCUUGUCACACUGAGAGCUGCAUUACUGCCUCCUCAAGCGACCCUCUUAAUCUAAAAGAAGUUUCGAUCAACACAGAUCAUCCUCUUGUUCAGUCAUCCGGCUUUCAGACAGAGAGUUCUGAUAUACGGGAUACUCGGUCAGACGUGUCCACGGAAACGGAAGAAAGUGGGCAAUCUGUUGCCGACCCUAUCAGCGUAACAGAAAUUUCC